Messenger RNA from Dunckerocampus dactyliophorus (ringed pipefish), 7372 nucleotides. It is a transcript of the gene p2ry1, whose product is annotated as purinergic receptor P2Y1. Gene Ontology annotation, molecular function: G protein-coupled ATP receptor activity; ATP binding; A1 adenosine receptor binding. Bases 476 to 1537 code for a protein of 353 amino acids. The transcript has 3 exons. Gene Ontology annotation, biological process: platelet activation; relaxation of muscle; phospholipase C-activating G protein-coupled receptor signaling pathway. The record is from RefSeq and is a predicted model, not a curated record. NCBI's taxonomy places the organism in Eukaryota, Metazoa, Chordata, Actinopteri, Syngnathiformes, Syngnathidae. Gene Ontology annotation, cellular component: plasma membrane.
UCUCUCUCCCUCUCUGGAGCUCAUUCAUGCCAACGCCUGCAGCUGUCUCUUUCUGUUGCUUCCGUCCCUGCACCGCGCUGCCUGCCUGCUGGCCGCCUUCCACUUCCACGCAACAAGCGCAUGGAAACUGACUUUCACUCACACGGGCUUGGUGCGUCAGCGCAAGGUCGAAAGUGCGCAACUUUCUGAAGGUAGACACCUGACUCAGCCUGAUCUUUUUUUUUAAUCUCCCAAGCGGGAAAAGGAAUGUGGGCUUCAAGUGGAUCUGAGCGACUACAAUGGAUGAAGCAAGUACAGAGAACGAGAAACAAAUGGACGUCCACCUCGAGUUCUGUUCUUUGCAGUGAACAAUUCACUGAUGACUGCUAUGAAGGAACACCUUUACAAGAAGCAUUUGGCUUGAAAUUACAGUAUAACAACGUCACAGUUGCCACAGAACAGAUAAAAGGUCAAGCCUCUGCCCCUGACGGACACAAUGACCUCUGACCUUAACUUGACCUCCCUGCUGAACGUGAGCGAACUGCACAACCACUCGAGAGGAUGCUCCCUCACCAAGACGGGCUUCCAGUUCUACUACCUGCCCACCGUCUACAUCAUGGUGUUCAUCACGGGCCUGGUGGGCAACAGUCUGGCCAUCUGGAUGUUUGUGUGCCACAUGAGGCCGUGGAGCAGCAUCUCCGUCUAUAUGUUCAACCUGGCACUGGCCGACUUCUGCUACGUACUCUCCCUGCCCUUCCUCAUCUUCUACUACUUCAACAAGACCGAUUGGAUAUUUGGCGACGUCCUGUGCCGGCUGCAGCGCUUCAUCUUCCACGUGAAUCUCUACGGGAGCAUUCUGUUCCUCACCUGCAUCAGCAUGCACCGCUACACCGGGGUGGUGCACCCGCUCAAGUCUCUGGGCCGACUCAAGAAGAAGAACGCGGUCAUUACCAGCGCGAUGGUGUGGGCUGUGGUGAUCCUCGCCAUCUCGCCCAUCCUUUAUUACUCUCGCACUGGCUUGAAGCGUAACGCCACCAUUUGCUACGACACCACCACAGAGGACGAGCUGCCUGGUUAUUUCAUCUACAGCAUGACUUUGACUGUGUUCGGCUUCUGCAUCCCUUUCAUCAUCAUCUUCUGUUGCUACGGCAUGAUCGUCAAAGCCUUAAUCUACAACGACAUGAACAACGCACCCCUGCGGCAGAAAUCCAUUCACCUGGUCAUCAUUGUGCUUGCCGUCUUUGCUGUCUCCUACCUGCCUUUCCACGUCAUGAAGAAUCUCAACAUGCGGGCCAGGCUGUACUUCCAGAGCCCCGCCAUGUGCGACUUUAACAACAGGGUCUACGCCACCUACCAGGUGACCCGCGGCCUGGCGAGCCUCAACAGCUGCGUGGAUCCUAUUCUGUACUUCCUUGCCGGCGAUACAUUCAGGAGGAAGCUGUCACGGGCCACCAAAAAGCCGUCCAAGAAGGGGGAUCACGUGCUCCAGUCGAAAAGCGAGGAGACGGCGCUGAACAGCCUGGCAGAGUAUGUGGAGAAUGGAGAGCGGCGAAUGUGAGCUCUUAUUAUCUAGAAGCAACAGUAUUGGAUAAUAGAAGCUCUGUGUGGACCUGAAGGCCUUGAACAGUAGGAUGAAUGCUCUGUUUUAACCUUGUGAUGAAUGUCAAUACAGAUAAGCUCAGUACUGUGUUGUUGUGGAGACGUGCUGGCCGCAACAUUAGGUACACCUGCAAGCUAAAAAAGAUAAUACUCAGUUUUGACUAUAUGAUUAUCAACAAAACAUCUAGCCUUGAUGCUGGAAUUUACUGUACAUGUUUAAAUGUGCUUUAAGUAAGCCCUAUUGGGAGCACACAGUUUUGCGUGUUUGUUGCUUUAAUGCUAAUGACCUGAGUGUCUGUCUCCAGGAAGCACUGUUGUGCGUCGUAUCCAAUUUUUACAGAGUCGUCCCUCGCCACAUCACAGUUCGAAUAAAUCAUGCUGUUUUGUGGUUGAAUAUAGCCUAUUACUAGUCAAAAAAUACAUAGACUUGAGCAAAUUUUAUAUAUUUUUUGCCUAAAUGAAGCAUUUUCAAGCAUUAAAAUGGCUAAAUGAACUGAAAUAAAAAUGUAAGGCAUUCAGAAGACGUAUGCAAAGACGCAAAGUAAUGUAGUAUUGUACACUGGUCACUAGGUGUCAGUAUUGUUACUGUAUUGUUCAGAGAGACACUCAACAGGUGCUUAUCUCACAACAGCCACCCUAAUAAUAACAUAAUAAUCAUCAUAAUUAUAACAUGGGCUAUUGUUGCGGCCGUAAUCCACUCCAAGUUAAAACUCAACUCUGAACCCCCGACAUCACUUCCUGUCUUACACACGUACGGAAUUUCAUGAAUAAAUCUUCCUGUUUUGUGGUUGAAUACGGCCUUUUAUUCGAAAACAAAAUGCAUAUUUGAGCAAAUGUUACAUAUUUUUUGCCUACAUGAAGCAUUUCCAAGCAUAAAAAUGUCUAAAUGAACUAAAAUACAAAUAUAAGUCAUUUAGAAGACAAUUCAAAUUGUGAAUGCAGUAUUCUACAAUGGUCACCAGGUGUCAGUAAUUGUCUGGUGAGACAAGCACCAGACUUCAUCACCGGAACAACAGGCUUUUAUUGCAGGUUUAAAUUAUCUCACAACAGGCACAAUAAUAAUAAUAAUAAUAGUUGCAGCCAUAACUCACGACAACUCUGAACCCCGACAACACUUCCUGUUUGCCUGCCACUCAGCUCCCCUAUGAACACAUUUAUAGCAACACACACCAGCAUGAGUAUUAUUUAAAUGGCUUUUUUUCUCUUAGUAUGUCACCUAUAUCGGGUAAUCAAAAGAUGACUUUAGGGGUCUUAUGUCAUGUCUAGAGGGCUCUGAUAAUGUUAAAAACUGUAUUUAGAAGGUGGUAAACAUGUUUUCUAUGCUCUUAACUACAAAAAAUUCACGAAGAGAAAUCCCAAUCACAUGUUUGUCUGGAACCAGUUAACCGCAAUAAACGAGGGAUUACUGUGUACUGUACACCUGUGAUUCUCAACUAGUGGGUCGCAACCCAAAAGUGGGUGGAUUUAAUGUGCUGUCCACAUGACACUUGUAACACAAAGUUAGCGCCCUCUAGUCAGCUGCACAGUUGUCACAAACAAACCCUUUAAAUAUAAGACAUUAAGACGUUUGAGUAGAACAUUUUUUGCAAUGUCACUGAAGGGUGAUGGUGGUGAAAACCACUGCCGUGCCAAUGUAACUCUUGUCCAAUGUAAAAUUAAGGAGCGGGACGGGAGGACACAAACGUGGUGGUAUCAUUAGUCACAUUUUAACCUGCAACAUUAUGCUAGGUUAGCCUAUUUGGUGAAAAUAAACAAAAUGACUAAACUUACAGCUGCCAAUGUGCCUGGUAUAGAGCGCCAGGCUUUGUUUAAAGAUGUGUAGCGAAGCCUGCAAAAGCCUCCGUUUGAGUGCCUAUUCUCUAAAAAGUGGACUAAAAAGACAUGAUAGAUUGUUCUCCCUUCUGGUGGUCAUAAAUAGACUCUAGGGACACAUAUUACUGUGCGAUAGGGGCUCUUCAAUGAUAUGUUCACUAUGGUGGCUGUCAUUUGCUGUAGCAUCAUAUAACAAAACACUCCUACAAUGCAAUGUCGCGUUACACCACUGCAAACUACAACCACAAUAAUUCAAAUUACUAUCUUUUUAAGUGCAUGUUAUUUUACAUACAACUCAUGCAGGUGUACCUAAUAUUCUGAUUGCUAGUAGCUGAGCAAAGGUGCAAAAGGUUUGUUGCUUUCCCGUCGAUGUACAGGAGGAUAAAAAGAGAUUAAAAAGAUUGGAAAGGCGCCCUCUGGAAGCCACGGAACGGACGGUUCAUCAAUAGCUGUUUAGCAGCUGGAAGUGAGUGGCUUAGAGAGUGCUACUGACUGGAAUGACUUUAUCCACUCACCGGCCACAACAUUAGGUACACAUCAUUCGGUACAAUACAAGUACUGUAAAACUACACAUGCAUCAUACCGAAAGGUGAUUCUGCCGAUAAAACAAAAUGUUAGAAGGAGGUCAGGUACGAUUUUCUUUUUAUAGUUCAUGUAUUCGAUCAGUGUACCUAAACAAAUGGCCAGUGAUAGUGAAAUGUGAAUUCACUGACAUAUGGAGUUUGUCGCCAUCCUAAUGCAUUACACAAGCAGGAAGGCCUGUGCCUCCCUCCUCCGUCUCUUCCUACUCUUCUUCUGUCUUUUUGCCUCCUGACGGGAGGUUGAGGUUAUACGGCUGUGUCGCCGCAAUGGUGUUAAAAAGGAAAAAAACAAGACAUAAUAUUACCAACAGUAUUCUGUGUAUAUGGUGCCGCAGUGAAUGUUCUUCUUCAUAUACUGUAAAUGUUGUGACGUAUGAGCUUAGUUUGUGUCUGGUGUCAAAUACUGUCACUAAAAAAACUUGACUGCAACAUGGAGAAUUAAAAAAAAAAUCAUGUUUUAAAGAGGAACACUCAAAACUUGGAGUUGCCUCAAAGUAAACAGUGUGUGUUUUAACAGUGUUGCAUUACGGUAAAGAACUUGUGUGUGCUUGUUUUAUACUAGUGACGUGCGAUACCACUGAUUCGAUACUGCGUAAAAUUCAGGCUGGUAUCGGCGAUACCGAUACUUUGUGCAAAUUCACCUAAUGUGCCGGGUAAAUUUUAAAAAGUAGUGUAUUUCAUAUCAUAGCAUAAAAAAUAGAAGACAUUUAAUUAAUUCAUUAAUUAAAAAUUACAUUUAUUUAUUUAUUAAUGAAAUUAUUUUGUUAUUGCUUGAAUUUGAUAGUGUUUCUCACCUUCUUUAUCAAAAUGCUUCAAUUUUCUUUGUCUCCAUUCUGGGUUACAGUAGCGAGGUGAGAACUAUUGAAUUCAAGAAACAACUCAUGUCAGAAAGGGAAGGCGGUGGUGGUGGAUGGUGGCCAGUUGAGAGACAUAGUCUUUCCAAGGCGUCCUGGGUCUUCCCCGAGGCCUCCUACCGGUCAGACAUGACCUGAACACUUCCCCAGAGAGGCGUCCGGGAGGCACCUCUUCUAGCUCCUCUCAAUGCGAAGGAGCAGUGGUUCUGGUCCGAGGUUCUCCCGGAUGACAGAUUCCUGGAGUGCUACUCACAGGAUUCCCUGAAGAACACGGUCGAAUGCCUUUUCCAAGACCACAAAACACAUGUAGACUGGUUGGGCAAACCCCCAUCCACCCUCAAGGACUCUGCCGAGUCCAGGACGAAAACCACACUGCUCCUCCUGAAUCCGAGAUUCAACUAUCCGGCAGAUCUUACUCUCUCCAAGUUUCUCCUGGAUGACAGUGCUUCUCACCUUAUCUCUAAAGGAGAGCCCAGCCACGCUAACGAGGCAAAUCAUUUCGGCAGCUUGCACCUGCGAUCUUGUCCUGUCAAUUACUACCCACAGUUCAUGACCAUAGGUGAGGGUAGGAAAACAGAUAAAAACGGGAAAUUGAGAGCUUUGCCUUUCGGCUCAGCUACCUCUUCACCACAUCGGACAGAUGCAGAGUCUGCAUCACUGAAGAUGCCACAGCAGUACCACACCUUCCCUCACUCGUGAACAAGACCUCGAGGUAUAUAAACUCCUCUACUUGGGGCAGGCAUGUCAACACCGACCCGGAGAUGGCACUCCAUCCUUUUCCAGGUGAGAACCAUGGACUUAGACUUGGAGGUGCUGAUUCUUAUCCCAGCCGCUUCACACUUGGCUGCGAACCAAUCUAGUGAGAUUUGAACAUCACGGCUCAAUGAAGCUAGCAUGACCACAUCAUCUGCAAAAAGCAGAAACCCAAUCCUGCCGCUACCAAACCGGAUCCCCUCAAAGCCCUAGCUGUGACUACAAAUUCUGUCCAUAAAAGUAACGAACAGAAUUAGUGACAAAGGGCAGCGCUGGCGGAGUCCAACCCUCACUGGAAACAAGGCCAACUUAUUACUGGUGAUGCAGACAAAGCUCUGACAUCGGUCAUGCAGAGACCGAACCGCCUGAAUUAGGUGGUCCGGUACCCCAUACUCCUGGAGUACUCCCCACAGGAGUCCUCGAGGAACACGGUGGAAUGCUUUCUCCAAGUCCACAAAACACAUGUAGACUGGUUGGGCAAACGUGUAGAGCAUUUGAAACACCUCCCAAUAUGACAAUUAAAUAGGAAACUAAGAUGCAAGUUCCAUGUAAACAGCUGAUACUUAAUAAGCACAAAAUACUUACUAACACUUUCAACAUCACAUAAUGGCAGUAAACUACUAACAAACCUUGUGCUUCUACUUCUGUGACAGCGGGUUUCACAUUGCAGUACAAGCAGAGUGUUGUCACCACCUAUAGGAGUAUUAACAGACUACAUCCCGCCACAUAAAAAACAUCUUUGGAAUAAAAGUGCAAGAUAAUUUUCCUUUUUUUUUGCCAGGGAAAGACCCGCAUUAAAAACGGGUCUGCGAUUUUGGGUACUGACCCACCAGUUGAGAAUAUAUAUAGUCCUUAAUAUAUUAUUAGCCUAUUAUUAGACAAGUUAUAUGUAGUAUUGUGCUCAUCAGUAAUGUUAUGAGACAUGACGUUAGAUUACAUUAUCUUUCACACUGCAUGGAGACUGGCUACUGAGCCAGCAGAGCCGAGCCGACGUGCCAAGGCUGAGACGGACAUGCCAUGUCACUCAGUGUGGAAGUGGUAGGUUUUUGGCUUCUUUGUCCUUCUUCCCCACUCCGUUUGAAACACUUUCUUAAGUUUAGAAUAAGUAAAUUGGAGGGGCUAACUAGUUUGCUCGGUUGCUUGCUAUGCUAGCGGCGGCUGUCUGUUAUGUCCCUGCAGUGAUCCCGUAGCCUGCCCGAUGUGAUGUAAACAAAGAAUAACAGGAGUGUAAAAGUGAUUAUUAGGGUGUUAUUUCAUAUCUACAGGGCUCUAAUAAUCUUACAGCCUGUAUUUAGAAAGUCAUAAACAGGUUUUGUAUGCCAUAACUACAAAAUGAAUAUUGAAUCCUACUUGGCAGAAAUUCACUUAUCACGGUCAGGUCUGGAACAUAUUAACCGUGAUAUACAAGGGACGACUUUAAAUGGUAAAACUAAACACACUGCUAACGUCACUGCAGUCUUGUCUUUUAUGAAAGGUGUCCCUGAUUACUAGUCAAGAUUCAUAUGGGACUACGGGGUCAAUCCCAACACCUGACAGAUGUAUCUUUGAGUGGGGUGGACAAACUAUACUCCACUGACACUCCCCAAUGUUCUUUCCUGGUGUUCUCAUUGAAGCAUGUUCUCUGUUGAGGCUGAGUGGACUUCCGUGCAGAGGUCUGUCUUUCCUGCGGCCUCCUCCUGCUCUUUCUGCACGGUUGUUGACUUUCUCUUUCACCAUUGCCAGGAGGAAGGAACGGAAUGACAGAGGAAUAAAAAGUAGUACCUCUUUCUCCGAGCUCAUUCUAAGACAGCUUUU